AUGUUCACCUGUAUCUCUUGCAGGGUCGCGUUCGAGACAGCUGCCGAGCAGCGAUCUCACUUCUCCACCGAUUGGCACCGAUAUAACAUGAAACGUCGAGUGGCCAAUUUACCGCCUGUAGCUGCUGAAUCUUUCAACGAAAAGGUAUUGGAAAGGAGGGAGCAAAACGCAGUAAGAACAGAUCCAAGGAGUCUGUCUUGUGCCUCUUGCAGCUCCGCUCCUCACUCAGACCAUCAUACUCCUCAGAACUCUUAUAAUGCCCCGUCAACCGACGUCGGGCACGCACCUUCAGAUUCGGAGAGCGAGGAGGAAGAGGAUGGUGAUUUCUCCGCUCGAAUAGCCAAAGCUCGUAGGCGAAUUCAACCCACCGACUGUCUCUUCUGCCCAUCCAAUCACAACUCGGUCGACGACAACACAAGACAUAUGGCCAAGUCCCACAGCUUUUUCAUCCCAGAUCAAGACAUCCUCUUGGACCUUCCUGGUCUCUUAUCAUAUCUAGGUGAAAAAGUAGCAGUUGGAAACCUCUGUCUGUACUGUCCAAACGGUGGUCGCGAAUUCGGAAGUUUAGAAGCCGUAAGGAAACAUAUGGUGGAUAAAGCUCAUUGCAAAUUGGCAUACGAGACGGAGGAGGACAGGGCAGAGCUGGCAGACUACUACGACUUCGCAGGAUCGGACGAGACGGCAGAUUCGGACUGGGAAGAUCUGGAGGAUAACAUGUCAGACGUGUCUCAAGAAAAUCCAAUGCCAGACCAGAUCAAGCAACAACGUCAGAUAUCGCUUGCUCCUGACGGGCUGUCACUUGUGUUGCCGUCUGGUCGUACUUUGGGUCAUCGUUCGUUGAAAAUCUACUAUUCUCAGCGACUCCGACCAGUCCUUCAGCACGAUACUUCCACCUCAGCAAUCAGUGCAGCAAAGGUUGCUCUUGUUCGGCAGCGAUUGGCAGAUCCAUCGCUCGCAUUGGUCCCAGUCGCCGGUGGUCACGGUGCUUUCGGUCGUGGUCAAGAGCUGAUGAAAGCUCGGAAUGCGGGUGAAGCUAAGUGGGCCAAACGUCAAGGCCGAUCUUUCAAGGAUCAAAGGCUCAAAGAGCAAUUCAAAACUAAAGUGGGUUAUGUACACAACAAUCAAAAACAUUUCAGAGACCCUUUAUUACAAUAA
Kwoniella mangroviensis CBS 8507 is the source of this 1155-nucleotide messenger RNA. RefSeq lists its product as uncharacterized. Gene Ontology annotation, biological process: ribosomal large subunit biogenesis. The transcript has 5 exons. The record is from RefSeq and is a predicted model, not a curated record. Lineage: Eukaryota; Fungi; Basidiomycota; Tremellomycetes; Tremellales; Cryptococcaceae. Gene Ontology annotation, cellular component: preribosome, large subunit precursor. Bases 1 to 1155 code for a protein of 384 amino acids.